Messenger RNA from Lachancea meyersii CBS 8951, 690 nucleotides. NCBI's taxonomy places the organism in Eukaryota, Fungi, Ascomycota, Saccharomycetes, Saccharomycetales, Saccharomycetaceae. The record is from the annotation of a GenBank genome assembly.
AUGCUUCCAACUCCCCAUGUCUCUUGCGACUACGACAAAGUUUACGAACCGUCAGAAGAUAGUUUUCUUCUACUAGAUGCUCUGGAAAAAGACCGGGCGUUCUUAUCGCAGUUUUUGGGCUCUAAAGCUGCACUAGUAUGUGAAUUGGGAUGUGGGUCCGGAAUCGUGACGACAUUCAUGAUGCAAAACGAUAUACCUAGUAAAUAUGCUAUAUACGUUCCAACAGACUUGAAUCCGUGGGCUAUUGAAUCUACGGUCAGUACGGCACAACGUAAUGAAUGCGACCAACAGAUUUUUAGCCCAGUGCGCAUGAACUUGGCGCACUCAGUACGCUCCAGACAGAUCGACCUGCUAGUUUUCAAUCCACCUUAUGUGCCAGCAGAGUCGGUACCGAAAGUGCCCAGUGACCUGGAUACAUCACCGGCAGCAGGCCAGGAGGACGACUCAACUUCCGAUUGGCUGGAUCUGGCGCUUUUGGGAGGUGACGAUGGAAUGGUGGUAACUUGGAAAGUGCUUGAAAAUCUCGACGACUUUUUGGCGCCCGAGGGCAUCGCUUAUGUCCUGUUUUGUGCGAGAAAUAAACCUCUGGAGGUCGUCAAGCACAUGCAGCUUCAGGGCUGGAAAAGUGAGCUGGUCGAACAUCGCAAGGCUGGCUGGGAAGUACUCAGCAUCUAUAAGUUUUAUCGGUGA